AUGUCAAACUAAAAUUAAGUAAGCUAAUCCAGCCUUCAGAUGUAAUUAACAGAAAUUUUUGCUUAUUUGAAAUCAUAAAAGGAUGAUAGUCAAGGAAAAGUAUAAGUAAAUAUCUAUGCAAGUCUCAGCCUGGCUAAUAAGUGAUUAAUAAUUUAGAGUUUAGCGUCACAGCUUUAACAUUCAAUACAGAUCCAACCAAAAGUAGUCAACUUGUUGUUGCAGGAGAAAAUAAGAUUCAAUUCUAUGAUGUUGCAUUUAAUCAAGGUUCUUAAUUGAACUCAUAGAAUGCCACAAAAACAUACACUUAUGAAAGCUUAAAAGAUGACACAAUCACAGCUAUUCAUUUUCCAAAUACAAAAAAGGAAAAAAAAAAUGAAAAAUACCCAUUCUUUUUUGGGACUAAGUAAGGAAAAUUUUUAUGCGGUAUGUCACUUAACUAAGAAUAAAAUGAAAACCAAGUACCUCAUGUUGAGCUUCAUUAAGGUCAAAUAAGUUGUAUUUUAUAAGUAUAAUGGUAGGAGGAAUUAGUUUUAUUAACAGGUGGUUAUGAUGGUCUAAUUAAAUAAUUUAAAGUAAAUUUCAGAGAAGGUAAUGAAAAUACUUUCGAAAUAAAUUAUUUUCCAUUUUAAAAUGAUGGCGUGUUAAAGCAUGGCUCUCAGGAAGGAGUUUUUUGGCUAUCCUUAAGUGAAAUAAAAGAAAAUGAUUAAAAAUAAAAAUAGAGACUGAUUGCUUCAGGUUAUGAGAAUAAUUUUUACAUUUGGGAAAGAAAUACCAAUGAUUUUUAAUGGCAUUUCAUCCUCAAGUAUAAAAGAAAUGCUUUUGGAUCAAGAGUUGCCUAUUAUGGAUCUGAUUGUAUAGUCUGGCAAUUGUUUUAACAAAAUUAUGUGAAUAUUUUAAUAAAUCUUGAUACAUCGGUACUAAAUAAUAAAGAUGUUGCAUUGAACUUUAAGCCGGAGAAUAUAAGAAAAGUUUAAUUAAAUGAAAAAUAGAAUGAUAACAGUAUAGAAAGAUAUGAUAAUGAUAAAUUUCCAUUAUUAUACCAUAAAGAUAAGCAGAUAAUGGUAAUUAAAUGUGGAAAUAGAAUUUAUUUUUUGAAAUGUAAAUCGUAAUUACCAAGCAGAGAAGGAUCUCAAAACAUUGCUUAGCUCUUUUAAGCGUAGCGCGAAUUAAGCUUUAAUUAUUAUGAAUAAUACAUUGAAUGUAGUUUAGAUUGUACAUUAGGUGCAAUAUCACCUAAAGGCGAUAUUUUAGUAGUUUAUGAUAGUUGCAAGAAGGAACUAAAAUAUUAUAGGUUGUUUUUCCUUUGA
This is a messenger RNA of Paramecium octaurelia, 1307 nucleotides long. Lineage: Eukaryota; Ciliophora; Oligohymenophorea; Peniculida; Parameciidae. The record is from the annotation of a GenBank genome assembly.